UUCACUAUGACUAGUUCCCUUCGUCUAGACUCCCUUCGCAAACGUCAGGCUCUUGUUCUUGGACGCCUCCGUAAAAAGCGAGAAGAAUUCGCGAAACUGGAGCAGGAAGUCGACGACAUCCAGUGGGAGCUCGAGGAAUACAAGUACCCCGUCCUGACACUUCCGAAGGAGAUAAUCUCACGCAUCUUUACCCACUUCCGCUCUGCUCGACGUGCUCCAUUGCUGGGUCGGUAUUCUCCUCUUGUCCUUGCCCAGAUUUGUCAUCAUUGGCGCGAAAUCGCACUCAACACGCGCACUCUUUGGAGCUCGUUCAUCAUCACCCUUCUCCCCCACAAGUCCUCGACAGCGUCAAUGUCGACAUUGAAAAUCGUCAACCUAUUUCUCGAACGUUCAGACCCCGUACCACUUUCCUUUGCUCUCGUCUGUGAAGGGAAACAUGAUUCGCCAUAUGUUUACAUGGUCAUGGAGCUCCUCGCGUCACAUUCGUCGCGAUGGCAACACGUCUCUCUUUGUAUGCACCCAAUGCCUCAUCUCAACGCAAUUGACGGUCCUAUGCCACUCCUUCACUCGUUAACCGUCGUCUCCCGAAAGAAUAAUGGGGCUAUGAUACGCUUUCCGGAUGUUCCGAAAUUGUCUUUUGACCGCGACUCAUAUACCGACAUAAUACCUUGGUAUCAGCUGACAGUCAUGAAUCUAGAGAGCAUAGAGCUGCGACAAUUUGUUACUGUCCUUCGCAACUGUCAACUUCUAGUCCAUUGUCGGGCAACCAUAGCUCCAGUGAAGACUUCUCAUGAAGAUGAAGUUUAUUUCAAAGCGCUUCCAAUCAUUCAUCUUCCCCACCUGCAAGCCUUCCUAUUACUCCGCUGGAAAUAUCACUUGGCGGAACGCUUUACUCUGAGUCUCGACUCAUACGGCAACCUAGCUCUACUCAAACUUCGUCUUCCCGCCCUACAGCUGCUUGAAGUACCCGAAUGCAUGUUAGGAAAUGAGCCAAUCAACGCCCUUGCCGCGCUUAUUGCGCGCUCUGGAUGUGCCCUGCAGGAGCUUUGUAUUCGCGACGGGGGGAGAACGCUCAUGGAGCCCUACGAAGACGCCUUCCCAAACAUCAGCAAGAUAUUCUUCGGUACCAUGGACAUGACGGGGAGAGGGGUUUUCGAAGACGAUUCAGAGGAGUGGGCUGACGGGACGGAAUCGGAAGAUGAUUGA
Messenger RNA from Mycena indigotica, 1206 nucleotides. Its product is annotated as Short-chain dehydrogenase/reductase family protein. Bases 7 to 1206 code for a protein of 399 amino acids. Lineage: Eukaryota; Fungi; Basidiomycota; Agaricomycetes; Agaricales; Mycenaceae. The transcript has 4 exons. The record is from RefSeq and is a predicted model, not a curated record. Gene Ontology annotation, molecular function: protein binding.